AUGUUGGAAGGUCUUGUCUCUCCAGAAAACUUGUCCUUAAGCUCCAUGGACAUGAAUGUACUUGAAAGGCUUAAAUGGCUGCAACAGCAACAACAACAAGUUGUGUCUCGGACCAGCGACAAUUCACCUGAACUUCUUCAGAUACUUCAGUUCCAUGGAAGCAACAAUGAUGAGUUGUUGCAGAGUACCUUCAGCCAUUUUCAAAUGCUUGGAUCUGGUUUUGGACCAAACCCUAACAUGGGUUUUGGCCCUUCACAUGAAGCUAUGGAUGGCUGCAUUUCAAGAACAAGUAGCUUCCAGAUGGAUCCAGUGGAUACAAUGGGGGUUAUGUUGAAGAACAGUGAAGAAAACAGAACUAUUUCCUCGAAAAACAAGAGAAAAUCAGAGGUUAAGAGAAGGGAGGAAGAAAGGACAGAGAAGAAGAUCAAAGUAGAGGCUGAGACAGAGUCAAACAUGAAAGGAAAAUCAAGCAUGAGUAACACGGAAGCAUCUUCAGACACUUCAAAAGAGACAUCAAAGGGAGCUUCAGAGAUCCAUAAAUUGGAUUAUAUCCACGUCAGAUCUCGUCGAAGCCAAGCCACAGACAGACACAGUUUAGCUGAACGUGCAAGAAGAGAAAAGAUCAGCAAGAAGAUGAAAUAUCUGCAAGAUAUUGUCCCUGGAUGCAAAAAAGUCACUGGACAAGCUGGUAUGCUUGAUGAGAUCAUCAAUUAUGUUCAAUCUCUCCAGACACAAAUUGAGUUCUUGUCUAUGAAACUCGCUUUCCUAAACCCAGAACUGGAGCUUUCGGUGGAAGAUUUAUAUGUAAAACAGUUGCAGGAUUACUUUACAAAUCUUCCAGUAGUAAUUGCUUCAAAGCCAUCAAUAAUGGUGGAUGUGCCAUUGUUUCCGCUAGAUCAACAAGGAUCUCUAGAUUUAUCGGUGAUAAACCUGAGCCAAACAACAUCUACUGAAGCUCCAUCGGCAAGCUGGGAAACUCAAUCACGGAGUCUCUACAACACAUCUAGCCUCGGAUUUCACUACUAAGAAAAGAUUCACUGAAGCGACAAAGUUGACAUCAUCAGAAUCAGAAUCAUAUUCUAUUAUAUAUGCUGAUCAAAGUGACGAUUCUCCCAGUGCAAAAAAAAAAGGGUGAUAAUUUCGCAAUUUGGUUCAGCUUUUGCAUUAUCAUUUGAUCCUUUUUCUGAUAUAUAAACCUGAAUAACUGGAGAGAGCAAUUUAGUGGUCUUGACUCCAUCAAUCUUUGUAUAAAUUUUGUUAAAUAAAGUAAUAUAUAGAGAGAGAAAGAGAGUAAGUAAAAACUUUGUCUUCCCGAUUGCUGGGUGUUUUUGUUGUGGGGUUCUUCAUUCCCGCAGAGUUUAAGUUAUAUGUUUAAAAGCAUCUCCUUAAAAUAAAGGUGGGAAGGUUCGCCUCCAACAUGUUUCUCUAUAAUAAAGAAAAUUAUAGAA
Brassica oleracea var. oleracea is the source of this 1448-nucleotide messenger RNA. Its product is annotated as transcription factor HBI1-like. Lineage: Eukaryota; Viridiplantae; Streptophyta; Magnoliopsida; Brassicales; Brassicaceae. Bases 1 to 1026 code for a protein of 341 amino acids. Gene Ontology annotation, biological process: regulation of DNA-templated transcription. The record is from RefSeq and is a predicted model, not a curated record. Gene Ontology annotation, cellular component: nucleus. Gene Ontology annotation, molecular function: DNA-binding transcription factor activity; protein dimerization activity. The transcript has 6 exons.